Molecule: messenger RNA, 6717 nt
Organism: Sardina pilchardus (European sardine)
Lineage: Eukaryota; Metazoa; Chordata; Actinopteri; Clupeiformes; Clupeidae
Gene: kank4
Product: KN motif and ankyrin repeat domains 4
Exons: 10
Coding region: 389-4195 (1268 amino acids)
Biological process (GO): negative regulation of actin filament polymerization
Cellular component (GO): cytoskeleton; cytoplasm
Molecular function (GO): protein binding
Source: RefSeq, a predicted model, not a curated record
GGAGUGCAGGACCAUCGGAGAGAGAGAGAGAGAGAGCGCUUGAGAGCUCUGAGCUGUGAGGGAUCUGACCCCCAAGCCUCCAUUGGACAGGCUCCGAGGGAAGGGGGUGUGUCCAGGCACUGCUGCGCUGCACUCUCCGCCAUCCCCUCCACGCUGCUCUCAACAACAACUGUGUGCGCUGCCGUAGCUCCUCUUCCAGAUGCUGCCGCAGCAGCCGAGAGGCAGAGAGAGAGGAGGAGGACCCGCCUGAGCCCACUCUGAGCUGGAUUUCUUGCGAGGUGCGUCCGGGGCGCUGCGGUAGACGGCCAGGGAAAAUAGGGGCCCCACAGCGGCGGAGAUUGCCAGUUUUGAAAAAUAGAAGCCAAGUCCAUGCCAUUGAGAAACACAAAUGAUGGACAAGAAAAGUGCAAAUGGCUAUCCCUCCAAAGUGCCUGAGGGAGGCAGCCAGAGGAAGCAGAUCCCUUACUCUGUUGAGACACCCUAUGGCUUCCACCUGGACUUGGACUUCCUCAAGUAUGUGGACGACAUUGAGAAGGGCAAUACGAUCAAGCGGGUGCACAUCCAGAGGAAAAACAAGGGUCCCAAGUACAGCACACUGCCACGCAACUUCAGCCUCCCUGGCCAUGGAGCCCGACCUCCUCCAAAGGACAUGUGGGCAUCUGGCACCUCCACCCUUGGGCCCAAGCCGAAGUCACGGGUCACUGAAGUCCAGCAGAUCUAUGACUUCAAACCCAGCGAUGGUGGGUCCUCCAGCCUCUCCAGGAUCCAAGGGAGCAGCUACAGCCCACCCCUAAGGCCAGCGGAGGAGGUCAAAUCUCGGGUCUACGAGGAGCAGCCGCUGAGCCUCCAGGUGAGGCCUAACCUGCUCCGAGCCUCCAGCAUGCCUGUGAACGUCCCCCGCAGGAAGGGCUCCGACUCCUCAGAGGACCGCAGCCCUGUGGCCGUGAGCGAGUCGCAGAAGGAGAAUGGCUCCUACGAGAGGCUCUUCCGAGCAGCCGAUGGAACCGACAGGCGGGGAAGCAUACCCCAAGACCGAGCAAGCCUGCACCUCCAGAUUACAAAUGCGCUGAAGAGGGUGCGAGAGCUGGAGGAGCAGGUGAGGACCAUACCGGAAUUGAAGGCUCAGAUCUGCUCCCUGACGGAUGAGAAAGAACAACUUCUAAAGAGAAUAGAAGAAAAAGAACAGGAACAGCAACAGCCUCCACCUGUAGCCCAGACUGCAGAGGAGCAGCAGCAGGAGGAGGAAGACGAGGAGGAGGAGGAAGAUGCUGAAAGUCCCCAGCAAGGAACAGAAGACUCCUGCCUUCCAACCACCAUGAUCUAUGUUGAGCCUCCUACCCCAGAGGAUGAGACCAAAACUGAAAUAGAGGACUCAGAAUCAGCCCGGGAAGAGCCAGAGGACGAAGCUGCUGAGACACAGAAACCCUCAACGCAAAUGUCAGAGACGCAAGCAGAGUCAUUAGAGAAAGGACCCGAGGUCUCAGACGCCUUGGCAUCGGUGUCAGAAACAGAGACGCAGGAAGAGACAUCAGAGAGCAUCAAAGAGCAGGCAGAUGCCACAGAGCCAGUGGAACUAGCAGAGACACAAACAACCCCAGCGCAGGAAUUUGAAAAGACAGCUGAGGCAUCCAGACAGGGUCUAGAACAACAAGAAAACAGGGCAGAAAGUCCGACAGACCACUUUGGGGAGAAACAAAUAGAGCCAUCAGGGGCUGUUUCAAAGGAGACAGCCAUGCCAAGAGUCCCAUUAGAGUGUCCCGUAUCUGUUGUGAUAACAGAGCCAGAGGAGGAGAGUGAGGAAGCAGAUAUUAAUGAAAUGGAGGGAAAAACCGCUGACCAAGUUGAGCAUCCUGUCAAAGAGAGCCAAAGUCUCAUCAUUCAGAAACUGCAGGCCAAACUGCAAGCCUUGGAGGAGAGACUGAACCAUUCCAGCCUGGAGUUAGAGAAGACGCAUGCCUUACUGAGGGAUCAGGUGGAGGAGAACCGGCUGAAAGAUGAGAGAAUACAAGAGCUUAAUGAGAGAGCAAGAGAGUUAGCAGAAACAGCUAAGAAUGACACAGUGGAGAAUGAUGAGAGUCAGCCACAACCUGAGCCACUUCUUACCAGUGAUGCAGCAGUUUGUACUGAUUCGGACCACGUAAGUGUGUCCGAAAAGGCUGUGUCCACUGAUGACGAGGCCCAGCCGAACAAUGGUCCCAAAGAGACAGAUCUGACAUGCUCCAGCACUCAGACACCUUCUGUUGAGGCCAAAGAUAUGGAGGUGCUGGCCCAAGUGCUCACCUCAGAGAAGGAGGUAGGAGUUGAGAUUAUUACCUGUGACCAGGCAGUGGAGACAGAGGCAGAGGCCCAGAUGGACAUGGCUUCUGGGAGAGAGGAGAGGAACGAAGGAGCAGAGGAAGUGGUAGAACAGGAGAAUGUGGUUUCCGUGGCUGUGGAAACCACAGAGAGCAGGUCUAUUGAGAAUGAAGUGAGUGAAGUGCAAGUACUUGAGGAGGAGGCAGUUGAAGAGAAGGCAGUUGAAGAGAAGGCAGUUGAGGAUACUGUUGAGAAGAGCGUAGAGGCAGAAAGUGAACCAGAGGAAGAGAACGUGCUUGAGAAAAUGGUGGUUGAAGAGGACAGGGCGAAGGAGAGUGCAGUUACAGAGAGUGCAGUCACAGAACCAGCCCCUGCUGAAAGUGCAGCUGUCGAGGACACAAAAAGGGAGGAUGUUGCCAAGGAUCCUGCAGUCACCAAGGAGACGGUGGGAUCUCCAAGUUCAUCAGAACCGGCCCCGAAACUGCAGAAAGAGGGCCAGCCUGCCCAGGAGGCUCAGUCCCAGUCUCGACGGUCCAGCGAGGCGGCCAUCGGCCACGUGGUCACCCGCAUCCAGGGCCUCCUGAACGAGCAGUGGACCAGCCUGGGCAGCGGGAGCCCCCAGGAGGCGGCGCAGAGCGCCCCCAAGCAGCAGAGCGCAGCUCCCAAGCCGCAGCAGCCGUCCAAGUUCAGCUCCAUCCAGAGUCAGCUGGUCAGCUCGCUCAGCGUCCUCUCCGCCUUCUACUCGCCCGGACAGAAGGAGAAGGCAGCGGCCGCCUCGCGACAGUCAGGUCUGAAAUCCAUUAUGAAGAAAGAUGGCUUACCUCAGAAGCCAGGGAACGGAGCAGCAAAGAAGAACCUAAAGUUUGUUGGAGUGAAUGGGGGCUAUGAGAGCACCUCCAGUGAGGAGUCCAGUGGGGAGGAGAAUCAGGAGGAGCAGGAGCAGGAGCUGGAGGAUAGCUCUGAACCGGAGGAGGACAAGGAGCAGGGCCACGAGGCAGGCGCCCAGGCCCAGGAGGAGGCCACCUCUGCUGGGGCUCAGGGGGAGGAGGUGGAGGAGAAGGAGGAGGCUGGGGGUCCGGAGGGGGCCGCGGAGCCCGCAGGAGCAGAGGCCUUCAUGAGCUCCCCAGAGCUGCCGGUCAGUGAAGUUGUUGAUAAAGAGUUCAUGGCCGCUUGUUAUUACCUGAAGGAUCGCAGAAAUGAAGUUGACAACCCAAAUAAGGAGAUGAGGCAGGUCCUGAUGGUUUUGUACCAGGAGUGGUUUCGCGUGUCCAGCCAGAAGGACUCGCAGGCGGACACGGUGACCCUCUACCUGAGAGAGGUGGGCAUGGCCACGCCCACCCUCCUCAGCUACAUCGUCAACCUGGCCGACGGCAACGGGAACACGGCGCUGCACUACAGCGUGUCGCACUCCAACUUCCCCGUGGUCAAACUGCUCCUGGACACAGAGCUGUGUGCUGUGGACCACCAGAACAAAGCGGGCUACACAGCCAUCAUGCUGGCGGCCCUGACUGCAGCAGAGAGCCCAGAGGACGUGGAGGUGGCCCAGCACCUCCUGCAGAAAGGCAACAUCAACGCCAACGCCAGCCAGACGGGGCAGACGGCUCUGAUGCUGGCGGUCAGUCACGGUCGCACGGCGAUGGUGCGCGUGCUGCUCAGCUGCGGUGCCAGCGUGAACGUGCAGGACCACGACGGCUCGACCGCGCUCAUGUGUGCCUGUGAGCACGGCCACGUCGAGAUCGCACGGGUGCUGCUCGAGCACCCCGACUGUGACACCAGCCUCAAAGACAAGGAUGGUCACACAGCUCUUUCAGUGGCCACUCAGGCUUCCCACAUGGAAGUCGUUGACCUUCUGCAGGCCCACACAGGUGCCCAGGCCUCUCAGGCCGCGGCUCCCCAAUGAGCCAGGGGAACCUGGACGACAUUCCUCCUCUCCAGGGAAACAUCAAGGACACAAAGGCUGCUUUCACCAACCAGCUGCCUUCCGUUGGCCUUCCAUCCAGCAGGCCUCUGCAGACCUUCAGAGGACACGACUCACAACCUUACUGGUAUUCCAGAGCCUUGGCCAACAUUCCUUUGGGACUAAUUAGAAUCUGGCAGGUUGCCAACGAGAAUCAGAAUUCCGUAUGCCAAGGCGGAGGAGGCUCGGUGGCAUGGGAACAGGGUCCUGGUUACUGAGAAUUCCGAGAUCUUUUCUGCUGCAAGACAAAAACAGAGGUGUCGAGGUGUCCUCUGAAGCACAUAUAGCUACUCUUCGAGCUCUUAAUCUGGACCAGGCAGUGUCCACCGAUUAUGUUAUUAUUUCUCAACUGUUAUUUUUUACCAUUUACAAUUGUUAUAUUUUUGUCAGAUAAGCCAUCACCAAGGCAGAAUUUUUAUUAUUGAUUCACAUUAUUUAUUUUGUAUUGCACUUUGUUUAUAUUUAGUCUGUCCUAUUUUGCCCAUUCUGAUGACAACCUGAUCAAUGACUCACAAGUCUUCCAAUAUGAAGGUUUAGCAGUUGGGUACAGCCAGGUAAGUUUCCUAUCAAUGAAUGCAUAGUCAUGUACGUGACACCAAAGGAGCUGGACAAGCAGGAUGAGCUAAAGCCAGUAUAAGCUCAACGGGAUGAUAGGUGAAUCCUCCAAUGCCAUGAGAAGUGCUCUCAGAAGACUCCCUCAAAAGGAGGAGAGGUAUUUGUAUAUGAGCCCUUUUAUAAAAACAGGUAUCCAACCAGUCUGGACAGCUCUUUCUUAAUAUUCCAGAGUCUUUUGGACCUCAGUCCACUAAAGUGCAAGUUAAUGGAAAAGGUGAAGGGCAGAAAGCAAAUAGCAACGUAGCAAACAGGUUUCUUGACAAAGCCAAAAAAAAGCAAUUUAACAUGCCGCUUUGCCAGUCUCAUACUCUGGUAAUAUGACCCAUUCUAGAACAUGCACGCACUGAGACAAAGAAUCCGCUCCCUUGAUUAAGUCUGAAUCUGAAACCCACAGGGAUCAUCACGCGGGUUACUUUAUUUUCAUGACAUCCACGUUAUGAGGGCAGACAACUCCGCUCCAUGGGGCCUUUUGUGCUCUGGUGGUAUCCAGCUCCAAUAUCAAUAGAGCUCCUCAAUUAGAUCUCCGAGUGGAGGCCAUGCAGAGUUUGUCUUAACUCCAGUAAAAAGCAUACAGACAGAGCAUCCGUGAAUGUAGGCCAUGACUCACACGUAUGUGUGAGUGUGGAUGUAAAGCCAAUCUGUCCAUUUUAUUCCCCUGUUUGUCUCUUUGUAGAGCAAAGUAUGAAUCCAGGACAAAUAAAUGUAGUUGUACUGUAUCAAGUACAGGGUUUUCUAUACUAUCAGUAUAAGACGUGGACAGCUAGCUUUAAGAUGUACCAUGUUGUCCAGAUGAAUAUGAAGCCACUUUUUAAAUGACAUCCUUACUGACACAUUAAUAUAACAAUGCAUUUCUCCCUCUCUCUCCUUCUUGCUGUCCCUCUCAUCGCUACUCUUUUCUCGUCAUCUUCAUCAUCGCCCAUCAGCUUUUCUGUAUCACACCAUCCUGCCACUUCUGUCCUCCUCCUCUUCAUCCCUAUCUGAAUGGCAACAUCCUCACUGCACCCUCUCACUAUCAGAAUCUCCACCCAUGAAUUGUUCCAUUUGCAGCACAACUUGCACAAGUGUAAAAUGAGUUGCACAGGCAGACAGGUUUGAGACGAUGGUAUGCGACAAGAGUAUAUUUGAACGAUAAUAAUUAAUUGUAGAGACAAAGAUCUAUUAAAAGGAACAAAGUUUCCUCCUGCAAAGCCAAGACGUUUCAAAAGACUUAAAGAGCACAUGAUUCACAUGCCUGAGAUUAAGUCAUCACCCACAGCUAUGUAUUCUUAUCUUAUGUUGAAUGUCUUUCUGGCCCAAAACAUCAAUCCUAUUUUUUUAAAUACCAGCAAAGUUGUGUCUGGCUUUGGAAGAAGAAACGCAUACUGAUGACAAAUCACUAUAUCUCUAUUGAAAAGUAUUUAUUUUAAAGUCUAUAUUUUCUAAAUAUAUCUAUAUAUGCAUGGAACAAAUGUUGGAAUUUAACAUGUAUGAAUUCAAUUCUGGUCUGGUCUUAGCCUCAAAAUCAUGUCUAUGUAACAAAAAAAAGAUGUUCUCAAGAAGGGAGAAGGUUAAAUAGUUGUUUGCUUGUUUUCUACUUUGGUUAUCUUUCUAUAUGUUGUCUCCCUCCCCUGAGGCAUUGAUUGCAAGGUCAAUUUCACUAUGGCUCACUGGUUAACCUAAAAUAUGGUGAAAGUGCAUUUUUCCUCUGGUUUCUUGGUCAUGAUAAAAGUUGUGCAUUACAGGGCUGAAACAUUUCAACUGGAUGUCCACUUGUACAAAUCAGUACCCAUUGCUAUUAUUCCUAAUAUAUUAUGGACCUGUUGUAUCCUAACCAUUUACAUAAUAGAAUUAUAAAUAAACAGGAAACCUUG